Molecule: messenger RNA, 684 nt
Organism: Phymastichus coffea
Lineage: Eukaryota; Metazoa; Arthropoda; Insecta; Hymenoptera; Eulophidae
Product: caveolin-3-like
Exons: 4
Coding region: 1-684 (227 amino acids)
Biological process (GO): caveola assembly
Cellular component (GO): caveola
Molecular function (GO): molecular adaptor activity
Source: RefSeq, a predicted model, not a curated record
AUGUACGAAGAAAAAGAAAAUAAGAGAUCCAUUGCAGUUGUAGAUCUGUUUAAAUAUUCAGGCGUGCUUGAGUCACAAAGAUUUACGAUGCGAUGUAAACUCGAGCAUUUCAGUCAUUUUCUAUUUUGCACAAAAGCGCAACUAAUUAUCCCAGUAAGGGCAAUAUCGUGCCUAACAAACGCUUUCCGCUGCUCAGAUGUUGGUCAUAAUUUUGUCAUUGCAGAGAUGGGCAAAACUGCUUUGUCAGAUGAAAGCCACGUGGAGCUUGAGAAUCGGGAUCCUCGUCAUCUUAAUCAACACUUACAGGUGAUCUGGGAAGAAGUAAUUGGCGAACCAGGUGGUAUAAGAAGUCCCGAAUGCGCUUGGUGCUUGAGCAUUCAGUGUUUCCGAAUAUCGCGUGGCUGUUGCUAUACAUUGCUAUCAAUUUUCGUGGCACCAUUAUUUGCUCUCUGUCUUGGUUUGUCUUUCGCGUGUCUCGCUUUCGAGCACAUUUGGUGUAUCGCGCCAUGCUUGCGGAUCUGGCGUAUCAAUUGCUUUGCUGCCAAGAAUUUCUGGAACUCCUUUGUUCAAACCGUAGUGCAUCCUUGCACCGAGUCUUGCGGUUAUCUUUUUUAUAAUAUUAGAAUCCUUAAUCAGAAGCUGCCUAAUACUCUUGAACGCAAAGCCGACCUGCACAUCGUUUGA